AUGGCAGUAAUAUUUUGCCUUGGACAAAACCUGCUGUCUGCUGAGGCUGAGCUUCAGCAUGAGAAUAACAGUAAUAGUUUAAUUGCCUUUGAGCAAUCCAACAAUCAGUCAGUCAGCAAAGAUAACAUUGUUGAAUCUGCACUGACUCCUACUGAGAAGCUUGCUGUGCUGGAUAGAAUUCUUCCCAAUGUUCCUCAAUCAUUCAACAUUGUCACUUAUGUUAACAGAUCAAAAACUCUGCAGGAGCUCAUCAAGCUUGGUGUCAACAUCAGCAAAUAUGAUGAAGAUACUGAGAAAGCCUCUUAUGUUCUUCUUCUGGACUUUGAAAAGGACAUCAAACCUCAUCUAUUGUGGCUUGCUGUGCUGGAUAGAAUUCUUCCCAAUGUUCCUCAAUCAUUCAACAUUGUCACUUAUGUUAACAGAUCAAAAACUCUGCAGGAGCUCAUCAAGCUUGGUGUCAACAUCAGCAAAUAUGAUGAAGAUACUGAGAAAGCCUCUUAUGUUCUUCUUCUGGACUUUGAAAAGGACAUCAAACCUCAUCUAUUUUUUCUUCAUCAAGUGGGUGUGCCAGUGGAGAAAUGGGCUCGAAUUCUCACCAUUAAUCCCUAUCUUCUCAAAGAAGACCUGGACGUUCUUCACUCUAGAAUCCAGUACUUAGUAGCCAAGAAGUUCACACCACAAUCUAUAGCAACUGUUGCAGCAUUUCCAAUUUGGUUAUCCCAUUCAAUCGAGAGUAUUGACAGCAAGUUGGGUUUCCUUCAAAAAGAAUUUCAUCUUUCUGGCGCUCAGGUUCGCGCAGUAGCAACGAGGCUGCCCAGAAUUGUCUUCUAUAAUCAAAUGAAAGUCAGGCGAGUGAAGUACAUCCUGAGUGAUGAAUUCGGCUUUUCAAGAGAACAGCGAGCGCAGCUUCUGGUUGAAAAUCCCCGCAUCUAUCAUUUAUGCGCUUAUCAGACUACAGACAAACUGAGAUUAAUCACCAAGAAAAUGCUGAUCCCAGUGGAUAUGAUCGUAAAGUGCAAUAAAAUUCUGACGUGCAGACUUCACAUCCUUGAUAACCGGCAUUUCUUUCUCAAAUCUCUGGAUCGAGCUCAGUACAACCCAACUCUUCCACGCUACGUGAGCCCUGAGUUGCUUGCCACACUCCCCGAUGCCGAUUUUGUAUCUUCACUAGCCAAGUCCACUAUGGAAGCUUAUCACAUGUACCUUAAAACACUGUGAAAAUAAAACACUGAUGUA
This is a messenger RNA of Hyalella azteca, 1236 nucleotides long. RefSeq names its product transcription termination factor 3, mitochondrial (gene mTerf3). Gene Ontology annotation, molecular function: double-stranded DNA binding. Gene Ontology annotation, cellular component: mitochondrion. Gene Ontology annotation, biological process: regulation of DNA-templated transcription; mitochondrial ribosome assembly. Bases 1 to 1218 code for a protein of 405 amino acids. The transcript is spliced from 10 exons. NCBI's taxonomy places the organism in Eukaryota, Metazoa, Arthropoda, Malacostraca, Amphipoda, Hyalellidae. The record is from RefSeq and is a predicted model, not a curated record.